Messenger RNA from Exophiala spinifera, 891 nucleotides. RefSeq lists its product as uncharacterized. Bases 1 to 891 code for a protein of 296 amino acids. The record is from RefSeq and is a predicted model, not a curated record. The transcript has a single exon. NCBI's taxonomy places the organism in Eukaryota, Fungi, Ascomycota, Eurotiomycetes, Chaetothyriales, Herpotrichiellaceae.
AUGGAGGCCUUUCAGCUCAACGAGACGAUAUCCCUGAAGACAAACAACCAUACUUACACAAUUCGAUAUCGCAUUCUUGGAAAGCCGGGAGGUUACCCCCUUAUCUUCGUCCACGGCACGCCAUGGUCGUCGAAAGUGUGGGCUCCGUACGCACAAGCCUUUUCCUCGACCUUCCGAGUCUACCUGUUCGACAAUCCGGGAUAUGGUGAAUCUCCUGGCGGCACGCCGACAUCAGACUCUGAAAGCGAACCGAAUGUCUCCCUGGCUAGCCAAGCAGAGGCCUUUGCUGCCCUCGUCGAAGCAUGGAAACUGACCGAGCCGCCCCAUGUCGUAGUGCAUGACUUUGGUGGUAUCAUAUCACUCAGGGCAUAUCUUUGUCAUGGUAUUCAGUAUGCGAGCUUGUGCAUGGUCGAUCCACUGGCAGUUAGCCCCUUUGGGUCCCCUCUUUUUCGUCUGAUAGCCACAAACGCGACGAUAUUCAACAACCUCCCGAGUCACUUGGCCGAGGCGUUGGUCCGUUCUUACAUCCGCGAAGCAGCCUUCGAACCAUUGAGCCAAUCGAUUGAAGAUAUGCUAGUUAAGCCAUGGACAGUCGAUGGUCUUCAAGGAAUGACGGGUUACACCCGGCAGGUGAGGCAAGCAGAUGGCCGAGACAUCGAGGAGGUAGAACAGCGGUAUCACGAAGUGGGCAGGGCAAUACCUGUCAAGAUCAUCUGGGGAGAAGAAGAUGUUUGGAUUCCCGUGAACGUGGCCCAGGAACUUGCACAGAUGAUUGGAACCGACGAGGUGGUCAUUGUUAAGAACGCCGGGCAUCUGAUCCAUUACGAUCAGCCCGUACGGCUGGCCGUGGAGCUCAGUACGUGGCUUGAGAAGGUCAAAAAGGAUAGAUAA